Messenger RNA from Aspergillus udagawae, 453 nucleotides. RefSeq lists its product as uncharacterized. The transcript is spliced from 2 exons. Lineage: Eukaryota; Fungi; Ascomycota; Eurotiomycetes; Eurotiales; Aspergillaceae. The record is from RefSeq and is a predicted model, not a curated record. Bases 1 to 453 code for a protein of 150 amino acids.
AUGAAGUCUUUCAACCAAGCAAUUUGCGUGGCAAUUCUCGCCGCCGCAUCUCUUGUGGGAGCUGCACCUGUGUCUACCGAGGUGAAGCGUGACCAGUACGAUGUCACUAUGAAGUGCCAGGCUGCCUAUGCGGACCUUCUCGAGAAGCGGGACCAGUAUGAUGUUACUAUGAAAUGCCAGGCCGCUUACGCCGAUCUGAUCGAGAAGCGUGAUCAGUACGAUGUGACUAUGAAGUGUCAGGCUGCUUACGCGGAUCUUCUCGAGAAGCGUGACCAGUAUGAUGUUACUAUGAAAUGCCAAGCUGCCUACGCCGAUCUGAUCGAGAAACGCGACCAAUACGAUGUGACCAUGAAAUGCCAAGCUGCAUAUGCGGACUUGCUCGAGAAGCGGGAUCAAUAUGAUGUUACUAUGAAAUGCCAAGCUGCCUACGCAGAUCUGCUCGAAGAUAACUAG